Medicago truncatula (barrel medic) is the source of this 1194-nucleotide messenger RNA. RefSeq names its product protein E6. NCBI's taxonomy places the organism in Eukaryota, Viridiplantae, Streptophyta, Magnoliopsida, Fabales, Fabaceae. The transcript has a single exon. The record is from RefSeq and is a predicted model, not a curated record. Bases 62 to 853 code for a protein of 263 amino acids.
CAUCACACCUUUGCAUCACUAUACCUACUUCAAAACCAAAUCCCCUCUUCCCUCUUUCACAAUGGCCACAUUCUCAAACUACAUUUUUUUCCUCCUCUUAACAACUCUUUUGUUGCCUCUACAAACUAUAGCUAGAGAGAGUGAAUUCUUCAGCAAAGUCACUCAUUUCAACAAAGAAACAAAAGUUCCCAACAAAGAAGAAUCCCCAGUUACAAACAAACCUGAGGAGCAACCACCUUUCAUCCCUCAGACACAAAAUAGCUAUGGCUUAUAUGGCCAUGACUCUGAUCACAUUCCUUCCACCGCCGCCACGACAUCCACCACCAAUUCUAACUUUGAAGAGACAAGCAAUUACCCCAACAAUAACAAGUACUACAACAAUGAUGCAUAUAACACAAAGUAUUACAACAAAGACACUUUUGGAAAUAACCAAAAUGAGUUGAGUGACACAAAAUACAAUGAAGAAGGUUACAACUCCAUGAUGGAAAAACAAAACAACAACCAAGAGUAUUACUUCAACAACAACAAUGCUGCAAAUGAAAGAUCAUUCCACAGCAAUAAUUAUAAUAAUUAUAAUGCUCAGAAUAACAGGUACAAUGGUGAGAAACAAGGGAUGAGUGACACAAGAUUUUUGGAAGGUGGAAAAUAUUUCUAUGAUGUUAACUAUGAAAAGUACAAUCCAACAAUGUAUGGUGAUUCAUCUAGAGGAGUGAACAACAAUAAUAACUGGUACAACAAUAAUAAUAACUAUGGUAACAACAAUGAGUACCAGAAUAACCAUGGCAACUACAAUGGUUACAAGAACCAAGAGGAGUUGAAAAAUGAACAACAUGAGUUUGAUGUUGAACCAUAAGAAUUUGAUUUUAUAUCAUUAGCAAAGUGAAGAAUUCGCUUUACUUUUGAAGUGUUCUCUGUGUGAGUGUGUUCUAUGUUUCAAUGUGCUUUGGAUUUAAAAAUCAUAAAGGUAAUUAAAAGAUACAUAAGCUAAUUAAUUAUAUAUUAAGGUAUUUGUUUUUUUGUUUUACUUUAGUUGUAAUUCUAUACGGUCUUGUUUCUGGUAUUGCAAUGUCUGUUAUGAUUUAGAUAUAAGCCAUGAAGUGCAAGAGCAUGAGUGAUUUUUUGCUUAUUACCUAUAAAUAAGUUGUAUUUUGUGUUUUUGCUUAUGGAUUUAUAUUAUUUUUCCAUUUUUAUUAA